CGGCAGCGCCACGAGGCGCAACGGUUGUUCCUAUUUCGAAAAAAAACGACGCAAAACAUAACGGUAAAGCUAUAUAGUGUGAGUGAAAGUACAGUGAAGUGUCCUGUGAAACGAAAUCUAAGAUAUAUUCAAGGGAAAAGUUUUCCGGUAUGAGAGCUCUGGGUUUGUGCGCCCUGCUCUUGGCGUUGGCCAGCAGUCAGGGUUUCGAUGGAUAUUCCAGAUCCAGCUAUAGCUCCCGUCAGUCGUCUUCGUUUGGGGGAGGACAGACCUCCCAGUCCUCCUAUGUGCAGUCUUCUCCACAAUUGAGCACCUGGGCUUAUGCCCACUACAAUGAUGUGCGCGAACUGGCCAAUCAUCUGAAACAAGGGUACAAUGCUUUGUCCCAAGGAGACAGCAAUGGUCUGGGCUAUUCAGGAUCCUGGAGUGCCUCGAUCUUGGAUCUUUGCGGCAAGAGUGCAGGACAGUUGGAUGCCUUGAGCUCUCAAAUAAGCCAGCAGCUGGUGGCGGAUAUGCGACAGGGCAGCCUCAGCUAUGCCACCAUUUCGCAGCCAAAUUUCUUCGAGUCCAAGGCCGCCGAACUCCUGGAGCGUUUCUCCAGCAACACGAGUGGCAAUCUGCAGCAGAGCGUGGACUUGAGCUCCUUCCAGCCUGUGGAUCUGAGUGGCUUUGAUGAGGUCAAGAACUAUGCCUAUCCCGCAGAGGUUAAGGUCAUCGAUGGCAAGACCUAUGUGGUGCACAGGAACUGCACAGAGGCCACCAAGCUAACCGGAAACUACGGGAAUGCGGCCCAAAUGAAUCAGGGUUUCUUUACGCAGUCGCAGACCUCGAUCCCAGCUGGCAGCAGCAGCACUACCACCAUCACGAGGAAGAAGACCAUCCACGAUUGGGUGCGCGAGAACAUGGAGCCCACUGUCGUGAACUACAAUUCGGUGGUGAAUGUGGACGGAGGUGUUCGAGGCGCUCCUUUGACCAUACCCAGUGCCUACAAUCAGAUCAGCUCCCCUGGCUCCAGCUCCACUGUGGUCAUUCGUCGUUUCAACAAGACCAUUACCACCCACCCCGAUGGCACUAGCUCUGUGGGAGGCUCCGAGUCGCAGCAGCGCUGGCAGGACGGCAAACUGGUGCUCGAUGAGCAGCGUCCCUUUGGCCAGUCUUCGGUUCCGCGGGACGAGCAAUGGAAGCGGGAGGAGCGUGAACGCUUCUUCUGGUAUCUGACGACCCCCCAGAGCCUGGAGGAUUGGCAGCAUCAGCAGGAGGAUCGCUUGUUGGGCGUGGCCCAGCGCUAUCAGAUCACCUUGCCCAUGCUGGAGGAGUUCCACCGGCGGGAGCUAUCCCGCUAUCAGGCGCUUUUGGGUCAGUACCAGUCGCAGGUGCAAGAUGCCAGUGCCUGGCAGCGGCAGGAGAGGAGUCGCCUGGACUGGCUGAUACAUCAGAAUGGUUUUUCCUCCCAGGACAUUGAUCGCUGGCAGCAGGAGAACGGCAGGAAGCUGUCACAGCUCGCACAGCAGCAUGGCGUCAGUCAAGACCAACUGCAGCAAUGGCAGCGACAGGAGCUGCAGCGUCUGAAUGUGUACUUCGAUAAGGUAAACCAAUCACUGGCCCCACAGGUGCCAUACGUGCCACAGAUCCCCCAAGGACCUGUGCAGACCUAUCCCACCUCCAGUUCCCUGACGGAAGACAACACCAAAGAGCAGGAGCGACUGGAUGAGCUGAUUCGUCAGCAUAAUGCCACGAUUGCCGCCCUCCAGAGCUCCAUUUGGAACGAUCAGCAGCGCUUGAAGGAUCUCUCAAUCAAGUACCAGGGGGACAUGCAGAAUCAGACCCAAUGGCUGCGCGGUGAAGUGGCCCGCAUCGGGGAUCUCAUCAAGGAGCAGAACGAGCAGGUAUCAAAGAUCUCCGCGUGGCAGAGCUCGGAGCGUACACGACUCGAGAGCAUUCUCCGCCAGCACCAGGGUUCGGUGGGUGAUCUACAGCAGCAGAUGAUCCAGGAUCGCAACUACAUCCAGAAUCUGGCCACCAAAUAUCGCGUGAGUGUCGACGAGCUGGAGAAGUGGCAGAGGGAGGAGCUGCAGCGGCUCCAGGUGCGAGGACAGCAGCAGCUGGAGGAGCACAUCAAGGACUGGCAGAUCAGCGUGAGCUCGAAUCUGCGGGACAUUGUGGGACAGAAUCAGCUGACCAUCGAGGAGUUCCAGAACUCCAUCAUCAAUGAUCGCUCGAGACUCGAGCAGAUGGCACGCAUGUACAAGGUAAAGGUCGAGGAGAUCGAGGGCUGGAUCAAGAGCGAGCUGAAGAAGUUCCAAUCGGAGGGUCUGCUCAAGGAAGUCGAACAGGAGCUGGUCCUCUGGCAGCAGAAGGAGCGCGAGCGCCUGCAGCAGCUUGUCCAGCACAAUUCCCUGACCGUCGAACAGCUGGAGGCCAAGAUCAAGAGCGAUCAGACCCACUUCUUUGAGCUGGCAAACACCUACCAGGUGCGCGUGGAGGACAUCCAGGAGUGGCUGAAGAAGGAGCUUCUGCGCCUGCAGAGCGAGGGCCUGGUCAAGGCCGAGGCUCUCAAGGACUGGCAGCAGGUCGAGCGCGUUGAGAUCUCGAAAUUGGUCCAACAGAACAAGUAUUCCCUGGAGGACUUUGAGCGGAAACUCCUGGCCGAUCGUGCCCGCCUGCAGGACCUGUCCAACACCUACAAUGUACAGGUCUCGGAGAUCGAGAAGUGGAUCCAGGCGGAGGGCGAUCGCCUACAGCGCGAGGGUCGUCUGCGGAUGGAGACGGAGCUCAAUCACUGGCAGAAGAUCGAGCGUCAGCGCCUGCUGGAUCUGAUCAACAAGAACGACUUGUCCAUCGAUGAGAUCGAGACGAAGAUCGGCCGCGAUCAGACCCACCUUUAUAGCCUCGCCCAGCAGCACCAGGUGCGCGUGGAGGAGAUCGAACAGUGGAUCAAGCAGCAGAUCCAGAAACUCCAGGACGAGGGCCUCAUCGAGAUGCAGCGCCUGAAGAACUGGCAGCUGGAGUGGCGUGGAAACCUCACCAAUAUGGUGCAGGAUCGCGACUUCACCGUCGAGGAGUUCCACAAGUGGCUGCUGAAGGAUCGUGCCCAGCUGCAGAGCCUGGCCAUGCAGCACAAUGUCCAGAUCGAGGAGAUCGAACAGUUUGUGAAGAAGGAGGAGCAGCGCUUCAUUGGCAUGGGUCUGUUGAAGCCCAGCGAGAAGCUCACCAACUGGCAGGAGGUGGAGCGUCUCCACCUGAAGAAUCUCGCCCAGCAGCAGUACAAAUCCACGGAACAGCUGGAGGCUCGUCUGCGACAAGAUCGUGAGCUGCUGGAACGCCUCGCGCGCCAGUACAGCGUCCAGGUGGAGGAGAUCGAACUCUGGAUGAAGCAGGAGCUGGCACGCAUGCGCGACGAGGGUCAAUUGCAGAUCGAUAAUCUCACCUCCUGGCAGCUGGCGGAACGCGAACGCCUCGAGGCUCUGAUCAGCCAGAACAAGCAAUGGAGCGCCGAGGAACUGAAGGCAGAGCUGGAGAAGGAUCGCGAGCACAUGCAGACGAUGGCCUUCCAGUAUCACACAUCCGUGGAGGAGAUUGAACGUUGGGUUCAAACGGAGAUCGAGCGCUUGAAGCAGCAGGGAAAACUGAAUAUUGAGCAGCUGUCUGCCUGGCAAAGGACCGAACAGCAGAGGAUCCUGUCCCUGCUUCAACAGCAUUCGAAUAUCACCUUGGAACAGUUCCAGGCCAAGGUCCAAAAUGAUCGUCGUUUCUUGAUCAAACUCGCCGAACAGCACCAUGUGAGUGUUGUGGAGGUCGAGACCUAUGUGAAACAGGUCAUCGAGGAUCUCCACCAAAAAGGACAAUUCGAAAUGGAGCAGCUGCAGAACUGGCAGCUGGUGGAACGCGAUUACAUCAAGAAUUUGAUUGCCGAAUACAAGAAUGGACUGUCCACCGCAGAGUACGAACAAAAGCUGCUGGCCGAUCGUGCCCAUCUCAAACAAUUGGCGGAUCAGUACCGCAUCAGUGUGGAGCAGAUCGAGCAGUGGAUGAUCUCCGAGCUGAAUCGCCUACGUGGCAACACGGAGUCGUCGCUGAAGAGCCUCAGUGCCUGGCAGGUCUCAGAGCUGGAACGCCUGCAGAACCUGGUCAAACAACAGAACCAUCUGACCUACGUGGAAUUCGAAAUGGAAUUGAACCAAGAGCGAGAGCGUCUCCAAAAGCUGGCCAAUCAGUACUCCGUGAAUGUCGUGGAGAUUGAGGAGUGGCUGCGCAAACAGUUGGUCAAUCUGAAGAGCACGGGCCAGGGCAAGGUGGCGAAUCUGACCAAAUGGCAGGCCAUAGAGCAGCAGCGUUUGCUUGAGUUAUUGCUGAAGAAGCAGCAGGAGCUGCCCUACGAGGAUGUGGAACGGGAGCUGACCAAGGACCAUGCCCGUCUCGAGAGCCUCUCCCAAACCCAUCACGUGAGCAUCGAUCAAGUGGAGCAGUGGUCACGCGAGGAACUGCAGCGUCUGCAAAGCUCUGGCCUGGUCCAAUUCGAACAGCAGACCCAGUGGCAGCAGCAGAUCAGCCACGGCUUCAACGACUGGCUGCAGCAGCAGAGGAACGGCGCCAGCUACCAGGAGUUUGUGGACUUCCUGAAGCGGGACAAGCAGCGUCUGGAUGGCAUUGCCAGCGACUAUCAUGUGACGGUCGAGCAGGUGGAGAAGUGGGUCCAAAAGGAGGCCGCACGUCUCUCUCUCAUUGGAGUCAUUGAUCGGCCGCAGAACAAUGUGAAAUACGAAGAGAUUGUCAACAUUUGGGAGGAUCAACCCUCCUGGAAGAAUGACCUGCUGUCGCGUCUGAGGAGCGUCACCAAAUGGCGUCCCAUGACCCGCCAGGAGUUCGAGAGCUAUCUCAUCCGCAACAAGGCCGUGCACGAGCAGCUGGCUCGACAGUACCACGUGACCGUUGAGGACAUCCAUCUCUGGCUGGAGAACGCUGCCCAGAAGGAGGGUCUCAUCACAGUGCCCGUCGUCUUGGAACAAUGGCAGAUCAAAGAGCAGCAGUACAUUCAGGAUCUGAUCAAUCAGCAGCAGCGCAAGCAGCGAAAAUGGACCAUCGAAGAGCUGGAACUCAGGUUGAACAACGAUCAGAGGCAUCUCCAGGAGGUCAUCCAGCAGUACCGUGUGACCAUUGAGGAGCUCAAGGCCUGGUACAAGGAUGAACUGAAGCGUUUGUUGGAUCAAAGAAAGAUCGAUCGCGGAUCGUCCCUGUCCUGGCAGAGCCAAGAGCUAGAAAGGAUCUACCUGCAGGCCGUGAACAAGCCGGAUAUUGGCAGACAGGCUUUGGAGACUUUGCUGCUGAGGGAUAUCCAUGCUUUGGCCCCGCAAUACCAGAUAUCUGUGGAGACACUGCGCCUCUUCAUCCACGACAAGCUAAGUCGCUUCGCGGACAUGGGUCUGACGACGGACACCGCUCGACAGGUGAACAAUUGGCACGAACAGGAGCGUAUUCGCCUGAGGGAGGUGGCCACCAAGCUGGUGAUCACCGAACAGGAGCUCCUGGAGUUCAUUUCGCACGACGACAACUUCCAGAACCAAUUGGCGCAGGUCUACCAGGUGGGUUUGUGUCAACUGGCCCCCGUCCAGAGGAUAAUCAUCGGAAACUUUGCCAAGGAGCAGCUCCUGGAGCACCGCCAGCUGAAUCAUCUGACCAACUGGCAGCGUCGCGAAAGGGAUCGUCUUUACGAGUUCAUUCGCACCCAGAACAUGACCCAGACUCAGCUGAAGAGCUGGCAGAAUCAGGACACAAAACUGCUGCAGGACUUUGCCGCAAAGUACGAGAUCUCCGUGCAGGAGCUCAAGGAAUGGCAGAAGCUGGAGCUGGAGCGCAUCCAGAAGGUGGCCUACUAUUAUGGCAUGACCCAGAGCGAUCUUCAGCAGUUCCGCGAGGGAGAACUCCGCUGGCUGACGUACGUGAAUCACCGCAAGAUGAUGUCCGCCUCUGAGGCCCAGAACUGGGAGAAGACCCACAAAUGGACGUUGGGCAGACUGCAGAGCAGAUACGGCAAAUUUGGCCAGGAGCUGGUCAUCUGGAGACGUGUCUUGUAUCUGCUCAGCCAGGGAUUGAUCGAUCUGCCUGCGGGCGGAAGUGCAGAUGGUGGAUAUGUGGUCGACCCUGGCAGCACCAAUGCCACGCAUGUGUACAGGCCCAUAUUCUCCAAGGAUCGCGGCGAUCAGCCACCACACACGUACGAGGAGUCCUACGAUGAGACAGACGAGCCCGGCCUCGAGGGCGAGACAAGGACGCCACGUCCCUACCCACGCCCAUCGCCCAUUCUGUCCACACCCCCUCCGCCAUUGCCCUACAGUCGCGGCUCAUCGCCCAGCGGUGGCUACGAGUACAGUCGUCGGGACUACACCUUCAAUGUGCCCGUUGGAGGAGCCUCUGCAUCGGCCAGUGGCGGACCCACCGGCUCUUCGGCCACGGCCAGUGCCACCUUGGGAAAAUGGAGUCGUGCCGCAGGCGAGGAGCCCCAGGUCGAGGACUUGGGUCAGCAGCAGCAGGUCGAACUGGGAUGGAACGAGGGGCAGCAACAGCAAGUGGAGGACACGGACUGGAAUGCCAAAUACGAGGCGGGACAACAGCAGUCCGAGAAUCUUGAGGACCUCGGCCAGCAGCAGCAGCAGAUUCAAGUGGAGGAUCUGAGUGGCCUGGGGAGCUAUGGGGGCCACAGCUCCUCCAGUGGACAGCUGCAGCGGCAGCCCUCAAAGGAAUUGGAAGUGGAGGCCACCGCUGAGCCCUCGUUCUGGGAGAAGCUCAAGAGCAAGAUCGGUUAGAGAGUCCUAUAU
This is a messenger RNA of Drosophila miranda, 6809 nucleotides long. RefSeq names its product tiggrin. NCBI's taxonomy places the organism in Eukaryota, Metazoa, Arthropoda, Insecta, Diptera, Drosophilidae. The coding region runs from base 150 to 6797 and encodes 2215 amino acids. The record is from RefSeq and is a predicted model, not a curated record. The transcript is spliced from 5 exons.